AUGUCAAGUCGAUCUAAGACGGGCGCGAAGAACGGUUCUAAGAAAACGCGAUCGAAUGCGAUGUUAGGUGUUAAAGGUGGGAGCGAAGUCCAAGUGGAAGAUGGUGCGUGUAGUAGUGUGUCAGUGGUGGUCGAGGAAAACUCGGAGGCAAAUAAGCAACCGGACGAAACUCUACCCGGACAAGCAUGCAAGACAUGCGAUGGUCCAGACACCGACGACAUGGUUCAGUGUGACGAGUGCGAUAAGUGGUAUCAUUUUGCUUGCGUGGGGGUAACGAAGGAGAUCGAGAACCAGAGCUGGAGCUGUCUCAAAUGCGUUAAGGCAAAAGAGGUCCAGCGACGAACUACAAUCCCCAACCAGAAUCCAGCGCUAGUGAAGCAAUUAUCCGACCGCAGAAACGAAGAACCAGUAGCUACAGAGGAUCAACAACUUCCCGGUGCACAACCGUUUCAAUCACCAAAAACGGAUACAUCGUUCGGGACAAAGGCAGAAUCAAAACAGUCAGUCACAGGAGCCUUAUCAGUUGUUUCACGUAUUUCCUCAAAAUGUUCGUUGCUGAAAUUGGAGUUAAUGAAACUGGAGGAGGAACACGAGCUCGAAAAACAGGCAGCUGAGAAGCGGCGUCUGUACGUUGACAGAAAGUAUGACAUUCUUAAGCAGUUGGCAAACCGAUCAAACGUUGGUUCCUGUGACGGGUUAAGUCGAGCGAAUGACGGUGUGGAAAAUGGUCGUAGUCGAGUGAACGAUUGGAUAAAAAACGUAAACGCAUUCCAAGAUGAAAGAAAUGAAUCGAAUCAGCGUUCAGAGUAUUUUAGUCCUCAGAAAUUUUCUACAUUCAUUUCUUCUUGCACUGCCAGAGAACAAUCUAGUCCUGGGAAUGAACAACGUUCGGAAUCAAAUAAGUCUCAUCACGAUCAGCAGUCGUAUUCGGAAGUUUCUUGCAGCUACAUAAGAAAUUUCAGUCAAAGGUCGAUCCAGGAAUCGGAAACACGAAAUCAACGCCGUGAAAAUCAGCAGCGCACCGGAACCGGUGGUAGUUACAAUGGAAAUCCCAACGAUGAUGAAUUAAAUCAAUCGAUACGUCAGUCACAUACGUACGAUAGAUUCGGCUACAAGCGCGCUUCGAUCCGCGGCCCAUCUAUUCCGUUUCAAAACCAUUCAGUGCAACAGCAUGCAGCUCCGCCGACCAGACAGCAGCUUGCAGCUCGUCAAGCGGUGUCGAGGGACUUGCCCAUGUUUUCCGGCAAUCCGGAGGAUUGGCCGAUCUUCUUCUCGUCGUUCAACAGUACAACAUCAAUGUGUGGAUUCUCAAACGAUGAGAAUAUCGUUCGACUGCAGAAGUGUUUAAAGGGUCGUGCAUACGAAGCAGUGAAAAGUAGACUGAUGCACCCGUCCAAUGUUCCGGGAAUAAUCGGAACCCUUCAGAUGAUGUUUGGUCAACCCGAAGCUAUAGUAUGCUCGUUAAUGAGUAAGAUUAAUGCCAUGCCUCCUCUGAAGGAGGAAAAGUUAGAGACUAUCGUUGAAUUUGCAGUGAGCGUACAAAACUUUUGUGCGACAGUUGAUGCUUGUGGCCUGGAGGAUCAUCUCUACAACGUUUCUCUUCUUCAACAGCUGGUUAACAAACUUCCGUCGUCGAUUAAAUUAGACUGGGCGCGUCAUCGUCGAUCCGUCCCCAGGGUCAACUUGGCGACUUUUGAGAAUUGGGUGUAUUCUCUUGCUGAAGUCAUAAGCACUGUCUCUAUUCCAUCAAUUAUACAGGAGCCUAAGCUGGCUCGUAACGAUGGUCGCAACAACAAGAAAACCAGCGGUUUCUUGAAUGCACAUCUUGAGUCUCCAGAGCAAAACACCGUAGAUACACUAUCAAAUGCAAAGUACGCCGAAAAGACUCAACCCGUCUUCAGAGAUCGUCUAUAUAACCCUUGUUCAGUAUGCAAAGGCACGUGUAAGACGGUGGAGAAGUGCAAACGUUUUCUGGAUCUUUCUCGAGAUGGUCGAUGGGCUGCUAUACGUGAAUUCGGACUAUGUCGUACAUGCUUACGUUGUCACAAUGGAAAUUGCAAGGCAAAACCUUGUGGCAAGAAUGGUUGUACUGUCAGACACCAUGAACUGUUACACAACGAUCAGAAAGCUGAGAGAUCUGCGGCAGUUAUAGCUAAUCCUGUGAGCGUAGCGUCCACAAUAACUGAGUCGAAUCAGUCUCAUGGAUGUAAUCUUCAUCGUACGUUAUCCUCUGCAGUACUAUUUCGAUAUCUUCCAGUUGUGCUGCAAGGGAUCAACAAAACCGUUCAUACCUAUGCUUUCUUUGAUGACGGUUCUGAACUCACUCUGCUGGAUAACAAGUUGGCUGAAGAGUUACAGCUUGAUGGUGAAAUUAGUCCACUCUGUUUACGGUGGACAGGAGGAAGAGAGCGUCAUGAAGAGAACUCCCGAAUUGUAGACGUAGGAAUAGCUGGAAUGAAUAGUAACGCUACUGUGUACAAUCUGCGUAAUGUACGUACGGUGGAAGAGCUGCUGUUACCUCCUCAAACGUUAGACGCGAUAGAAUUGUCCAACAUGUACCCACAUCUCCGGGGUUUACCCAUUAAAUCGUACCGCGAUGCGCAACCGCGUAUGCUUAUAGGUUUGAAACACACGCAAAUCAGUUUGGUUCUGCAAAUCAGAGAAGGUGGUAUGGAUCAGCCUAUUGCAGCGAAGACAAGGCUGGGGUGGACCGUCUAUGGCGGCUCUAUCGAGUGUGUUUCCCGUACAGUGCAGUGUGCCUUCCACGAGCAACACCAAGACCAGCGAACGGACGAAAGCAUGCAUCAAGCAAUGAAAGAUUAUUUCGCUUUAGAUAGUACCGGAGUAUCGAAGCCGGAUAACGUGCUUUUAUCUACUGAAGAUCGUCGAUCCCAACACUUGCUGCAGUCUCUUACUAAAUUUAGGAACGGUCGGUACGAGACCGGACUUCUCUGGCGGUUCGAUCACAUACGUCUCCCCGAUAGCCGCGCUAUGGCUCUUCGGCGUUUUCAUUGCUUGGAAAAUCGCAUGAAGAAAGAUCCAGGUUUGGCCGAAGCUCUCAACUCGAAAAUUUCCGACUAUCUAGCGAAAGGAUACAUCCGCCAGCUUUCAGUCAGCGAACUCGCUCGGCCGUACCAACGAACAUGGUAUCUUCCUAUCUUUCCCGUUACAAACCCAAACAAGCCUGGAAAAUUAAGAAUUGUUUGGGAUGCAGCAGCUACAUCUUACGGCCAAUCUCUUAACACCAAUCUGCUAAAGGGCCCUGAUCAGCUCAGCUCCCUGUUCUCCAUUCUUCUUCAGUUCAGGAAGUAUCGGAUCGGACUGACUGGUGACAUCCGUGAAAUGUUUCACCAGGUGGAUAUCUCUGAACAAGAUCAGCAAUGUCAACGGUUCUACUGGAGAGAUGAGUCCGGAGAAAUCGGUACCUUUGUGAUGCGUGUGAUGACGUUCGGAUCAUGCUGCUCUCCAAGCUGUGCCCAAUAUGUCAAAAACAUCAAUGCUCAGCGCCAUUCUCGAGACUACCCGGAAGCAGCAGAAGUGAUCAUCAAGAGUCACUACGUCGAUGAUAUGUUAGUCAGUGUCGAAAGUGAAGAGCAGGCCAUUGAAUUAGCACAGAAAGUAAAAUUCGUCCACUCGCAAGGCGGCUUUGAAAUCCGCAAUUGGAUUAGCAAUUCGAAUCGCGUCUUAGCAGCUCUGAAAGAAGGAAGUAUUGCGGAAAAGAAUUUGGAUCUGACCUCUGAGAUGGGUACCGAAAAGGUAUUAGGCAUGUGGUGGUGCACGACAUCGGAUACGUUCACGUACAGAGUUGGUUGGAGCAGACUUGAUCGCGCGCUCUUGGAAGGACGUCGUCAUCCUACAAAAAGAGAAGUCCUGCGAGUCCUUAUGACGAUAUUCGAACCUCUCGGUCUAAUUGCUAACUUUCUCAUGUUCCUGAAAAUCCUGCUGCAAGAAGUUUGGCGAUCUGGUGUCCAAUGGGAUGAUCCCAUUGACGAAUUGUCGUACGAAAAGUGGAAACUGUGGCUAAACGUUCUACCUGAAGUGGAGAAAGUGUCAGUCCCUCGCUGUUAUCGAGUUCUUACUAGUCUCAGCGCUAGAAUGGAGAUUCAGUUGCAUACAUUCGUUGAUGCUAGCGAGAACGGGUUCGCAGCUACUGUACAUCUUCGAUAUGUCCAGAACGGCAUGGUGGAAUGCAACUUAGUAUCGGCCAAGACGCGGGUGGCCCCAGUGAAAUUUACUUCAAUCCCAAGGCUCGAGCUUCAAGCUGCUGUAAUAGGUACACGGUUAGCACGAACGAUUGAAGAAUGCCUCUCCACUCCUAUAUCUAAACGCUACUUCUGGACUGAUUCAUGGGAUGUCAUUUGCUGGAUAAACUCAGAUCACCGGCGGUACUCACAGUUCGUUGCGUUCCGUAUUAGCGAAAUUCUCGAAUUAACUGAAAUUAAUGAAUGGCGCUGGGUACCCACCAAGUUAAACGUAGCUGACGACGCUACUAAAUGGGUUGGUCGACCGAAUAUGACUCCUGAAAACAGAUGGUUCAAAGGACCUGAAUUCCUCCAGCGUCCGGAAGAGGAGUGGCCUAAGUCUCCAACCAGAAAGAGCUCAACCACAGCAGAACUUCGACCGAGUCUUUUACUGCAUUACAUAACUCCUGAUGCCAUUAUUAUCGUAAACAAAUAUUCCAGUUGGAAACGGCUUGUCAACGUCGUCACACGUGUUUAUCGUUUUCCUGCAAAUUGCCAUCGCAAACAGCAAGGGAAACCAAUCGUAACCGGUCCUCUCACAACCGAAGAACUGCAGACUGGAGAGUGUUACCUCUAUCGCCGUGCGCAAAUAGAAGCUUAUCCGGAGGAAAUAGCCAUAUUACUGAAAGCCCAGGAAUACCCAGAAGAACCACGCAAGCAAAUACCAAAAAAUAGUGAACUCUAUCAGCUAUCACCGGUACUUGAUCGUUACGGAGUCGUAAGAAUGCAAGGAAGAACGCGGCACUGCGUCUAUGCUACUGAAGAUGCAAAAAACCCUAUAGUUAUGCCACGUGACCACUACAUAACCACCCUGAUAAUAGCAUAUUACCACAAUAAAUACCACCACCAGAACCACGAAACCACCGUAAAUGAGCUUCGCCAGAAAUACAAGAUCGCUAGACUUCGAGUAUGUUACGCAAAGGUCAGAAGGCAGUGCCAGCGGUGUAAGAACGACAGCGCUGUUCCGUAUCCCCCGAUCAUGGCUGAUCUUCCGCCAGCACGAGUUGCGGCUUUCUCACGACCGUUUACGCAUGUUGGCGUCGACUAUUUCGGGCCAAUGGAGGUUGUCGUAGGAAGAAGAGUGGAGAAACGAUGGGGAAUGCUAGCCACCUGCUUGACAAUUCGCGCGAUCCACAUUGAAUUAGUACACUCACUCAACACAGACUCAUGCAUUAUGGCUCUCCGCAGAUUUAUCGCCCGUCGUGGUACGCCAAAAGUACUGUUCAGCGACCGCGGGACAAACUUCGUGGGCGCAAGCCGAGAACUUCGUGAGGCUGAGGGUACUAUAAACCAGCAGAAAAUUAUGGAAGAGUUUGUCUCCACAGAAACCCAGUGGCUGUUCAAUCCACCCGCCGCACCGCACAUGGGCGGCAGUUGGGAAAGACUAAUUCGCACAGUAAAGAAAAAUUUAGCCUCUAUAUGCCCAACAAAGAAACCUACAGAUGAAGUACUCCGCAGCCUUCUGACCGAAAUUGAAAGCGUGGUUAAUUCCCGUCCAUUGACUCAUGUACCAAUCGACGACGAAUCGGACCCUGCUCUUACUCCGAAUCAUCUUCUGUUCGGCUCUUCAAACGGAACUAAGCCGUUAUCCGUAAACGACAACAGCGGUUUGGCGUUAAAGCAAGGAUGGCGUGCCUCUCAAACUCUAGCUAACCAGUUCUGGAAGCGCUGGCUAACAGACUACCUGCCAGAAAUCACCAGACGAACAAAGUGGUUCGUCCACACACGGCCAGUUAGGAAAGGAGACAUCGUGGUCAUCGUAGAUCCUAAGCUGCCCCGAAACUGCUGGCCGAAGGGCAAGGUCAUCGAUACCUGCGUAUCCAAGGACAAUCAGAUACGUUCUGCAACAGUGCGUACAGCGAGUGGCGUGUACGAGCGACCCGUGACCAAGCUUGCAGUUCUGGACGUCUUGCGUGACUAG
Molecule: messenger RNA, 6162 nt
Organism: Malaya genurostris
Lineage: Eukaryota; Metazoa; Arthropoda; Insecta; Diptera; Culicidae
Exons: 1
Coding region: 1-6162 (2053 amino acids)
Biological process (GO): DNA integration
Molecular function (GO): nucleic acid binding
Source: RefSeq, a predicted model, not a curated record